CUUCCAAAUAAUCGUUUAUUUUCUAUGGAUGAUCUAUUCGAAGACAAACUUCUGCUUCUUCGGCUAUAUUACCCAGCAGUAGCACAAGAAAUUUUGAAAGAUUUCCUCACAAACUGCGACGGGGAUCUUGACGCGACGCGUUCAUUGAUUGAUGGCAAACCGAGGCCGAAAAAGAGACAGAGUUCUGCCCAAGCUGCACUCACUAAAUUCACCCAGAAGAGGCCAAAGCCCAAUUCCAAAAAUGUUUUUGAAAGUGACGCCACCUCUCACAGCCCAAAAACUGCUCCUGCUGCACAUUCAGGAGAUCGGCAGAACGUAAGAAAUGUCCUGCCAAUCAUCACGCUCAAUACGCCUCUGGAUGUUGAUGAACAUCUUUCUCCUUACGCGUCUCUUCACUUGAAUUUUCUUCCAGAAUCAAUCAGCAAUCGACUUGUGCACGAUCUCGUAGAAAAACAGGAGGCUUUCCGCAGUAACAAGUUUCAUUUGUUUGGAAAUCAAUGUGAACUGAACAGUUCUACGGGUGUUUUUGCUCGGCCAGCUGCUCCAUAUUCUCAGUUGGUAUUCAAUGGUCUCAAAAUGCCGAAACCAUUUCCUUACUCCAAGAGUAUGGAAGAGGUAUCAGAGUGCGUUGAAACCUUUUUGAACGAAAAAGUAAUACCACAGUCUCAGAGGCUCAAAUGGCAGCUGAAUGAACCCUGGACAAAUGAUUUCUCAGUGGUUAAUUGCUAUGAGAAACUCCAGAACAAUAUGGAUUGGCACUCCGAUCGCCUUUCCCAUAUCGGCCCUCAUAAUUACGUUGCAUCGAUAUCCUUGGGCACUACAAGAAUGUUUCGGUUACGGAACACAUACAAAGAGCGUGCCCCCAUAUACCAGAUACCUCUUCCGCACAAUAGUCUUUUCAUUAUGAGACCAGGAUGCCAAGAGGAAUUUAAGCACUGUGUGAGCCCCAUGCUGAAGGCCAUCGAUGUACAUCCAGUGCUUGGCACAACACGAUUUGGAAUCACUGCCAGGUGUUAUACAACAUUCUUGAUCGAAAACCUGCCAAGAUGUAAGUGUGACACAAAAAUGGUAUUACGACGUUCGCAUAAGUCUCUCGUCAAUAGAGGUAAAUAUUUCUGGCUGUGUGAAAAUGUUUACCAAAAUAAAGGGUGCAAUUCAUUCUAUUGGUGUGAUUUUACUAAUGUGGAGGGUAAUUACACGGCCAAAGAUGAUAGUAAUAUAUCAAUCUGGAUAGCACCAGAAGACACGGACAAGCUAAACUAUGAUAAAAACUUUUCAAUAAAUACGGAAACAUGAAGGGCUAUUUGAAUUUUGAGUUUUUGUUUCUUGUUAUCCACAAUAAUCUCUCCCGGGAAUCAAGAGAUUUAACAUUCAGAAAACUGGGUCAACAUUCGUGCCCUAGGUUCUUUUUUUUUUGGUACAUUCAUCCGAUUGAAGGAAUAAGACUUACAAUAAUAUACAGUAAACCUUCAAUAAGCUCUCAGAUACGUACCUAGUGUCGAAACACAACCCGUUCUCUUUCGUUAAUCAUGGCCUGCAU
Molecule: messenger RNA, 1540 nt
Organism: Metschnikowia bicuspidata var. bicuspidata NRRL YB-4993
Lineage: Eukaryota; Fungi; Ascomycota; Pichiomycetes; Serinales; Metschnikowiaceae
Exons: 1
Coding region: 25-1296 (423 amino acids)
Biological process (GO): DNA repair; DNA alkylation repair
Cellular component (GO): nucleus
Molecular function (GO): zinc ion binding; dioxygenase activity
Source: RefSeq, a predicted model, not a curated record